UUUGUUACGUCAUCAACCAGCGGGCUUUAUUUUGUAUCUGCCAUCAUGGAACGGUAGUAAAGUGUAGCGGAAUUUAACAGAUUGUGUUUUUCUUUAGAAAACUUUUGUACAAACUUCAAAUCUAACCGGUUUAAAAUCUUAAUUUUGUUACAGUAGUUAAAAUUUUUCAUCAUGGCCCAAAUUCUACCGAUUAAAUUUCAAGAACAUUUACAGCUCACAAAUGUGGGCAUCAAUAUCGCCAGUAUCAGUUUCAAUACUCUUACUAUGGAGUCGGAUAAAUUCAUCUGCGUGCGAGAGAAAAUCGGCGAUACUGCCCAGGUAGUUAUUAUCGAUUUGAAUGAUCCCACCACUCCAAUAAGAAGACCUAUAUCUGCCGAUUCAGCGAUCAUGAAUCCCGCUAGCAAAGUACUCGCUCUUAAAGGAAAAGCUGGAUCAGAAGGCACUGCAGCGGCUCAAAAAACGUUACAAAUUUUCAACAUUGAAAUGAAGAGUAAAAUGAAAGCUCACAUUAUGACAGAAGACGUUCUAUUUUGGAAGUGGAUAUCUAUCAAUACCCUUGCCUUAGUUACAGAGAAUAGUGUUUACCACUGGAGUAUGGAAGGAGAUUCUACGCCUGUGAAGAUGUUUGAACGUCAUUCUAGUCUUAACGGAUGUCAAAUCAUCAACUAUCGAACCGACGCUAAACAAAAUUGGCUCCUUCUCAUCGGUAUUACGGCUCAGCAAAAUCGAGUUGUUGGAGCGAUGCAAUUGUAUUCAGUGGAGAGAAAAUGUUCGCAGCCGAUUGAAGGACAUGCCGCGUCUUUUGCGCAGUUCAAAAUGGAAGGAAAUCAAGAGUUAUCUACUUUGUUCUGUUUCGCCGUUCGAAAUUUACAAGGAGGAAAAUUACACAUUAUCGAAGUAGGUCAACCGCCUGCCGGCAAUCAGCCUUUCCCAAAGAAAGCCGUUGAUGUGUAUUUCCCUCCAGAAGCAGCCAAUGAUUUUCCUGUAGCUAUGCAGGUGAGCUCCAAAUACGACGUCAUUUACUUGAUUACGAAAUACGGCUACGUUCAUUUGUAUGAUAUCGAAAGUGCCACUUGCAUUUACAUGAAUCGUAUUAGCGGAGAUACGAUUUUUGUAACAGCUCCCCAUGAAGCCAGUGGUGGCAUUAUUGGUGUGAAUCGGAAAGGACAAGUUCUAUCUGUCAGCGUUGAAGAGGAUAACAUCAUAUCAUACAUAAAUACAAACCUACAAAACCCGGAUUUAGCAUUGAGAAUGGCUGUUCGAAAUAAUCUAGCUGGAGCCGAGGACCUAUUUGUACGAAAAUUCAAUUUACUGUUUCAAAGUGGAAAUUACGUGGAAGCUGCGAAGGUCGCUGCCAACGCUCCUAAAGGUAUUUUACGGACGCCACAAACAAUUCAAAAAUUCCAACAAGUUCCUAUGAGCACUGGCCAAUCUUCACCGUUGUUGCAAUAUUUCGGAAUUUUACUCGACCAGGGACAAUUGAAUAAAUACGAGUCGUUGGAAUUAUGUCGUCCGGUAUUGGCUCAAGGCAGAAAACAUUUAUUAGAGAAAUGGCUCAAAGAAGAUAAACUGGAAUGCUCUGAAGAACUCGGAGAUAUCGUCAAACAAGCCGAUUUGAAUCUUGGAUUAUCUGUCUACCUUAGAGGAAAUGUUCCAAAUAAAGUUAUCCAAUGUUUCGCUGAGACCGGACAGUUUCAGAAAAUCGUAUUAUACGCGAAGAAAGUCGGAUAUCAUCCAGAUUAUAUUUUCUUGCUGAGAAGUGUUAUGAGGAUUAAUCCAGACCAGGGUGUAGCAUUUGCUCAGAUGUUGGUACAAGAUGAUGCUGAACCGUUGGCUGAUAUUAAUCAAAUUGUUGAUAUCUUUAUGGAACAAAACAUGGUUCAACAAUGUACGGCGUUCUUAUUAGAGGCGUUGAAAAAUAACAGACCUUCGGAAGGACCUUUGCAAACUAGAUUACUAGAAAUGAACCUUAUAUCUGCCCCUCAAGUUGCCGAUGCUAUUCUUGGCAAUCAAAUGUUUACUCAUUACGACCGAAGUCACAUAGCUCAACUUUGCGAAAAAGCUGGCCUAUUACAAAGAGCUUUAGAACAUUAUACUGAUUUGUACGAUAUUAAGCGAGCGGUCGUUCAUACUCAUCUAUUGAAUCCCGAAUGGCUGGUCGCAUUUUUCGGUACUCUAUCCGUCGAAGAUUCGUUGGAGUGUUUAAAAGCAAUGCUCACCAACAACAUACGUCAAAAUUUACAAAUCUGUAUACAAAUCGCAACCAAGUAUCACGAACAAUUGACCACGAAAGCAUUGAUAGAUUUAUUCGAAUCAUUUAAGAGCUACGAAGGAUUGUUUUACUUCCUCGGUUCGAUCGUCAAUUUCAGUCAGGAUCCCGAAGUGCAUUUUAAAUAUAUUCAGGCGGCUUGUAAAACUGGCCAAAUCAAAGAAGUAGAAAGAAUUUGUCGCGAAUCGAACUGUUACAAUGCCGAACGAGUGAAAAAUUUCCUGAAAGAAGCCAAGCUAACCGACCAGUUGCCAUUGAUCAUCGUCUGCGACCGAUUCGAUUUCGUUCACGAUUUAGUUCUGUACUUGUAUCGCAAUAAUUUACAAAAAUACAUUGAGAUUUACGUGCAAAAGGUGAAUCCGUCUCGACUUCCAGUCGUCGUUAGCGGUUUGUUGGAUGUCGAUUGCUCGGAAGAUAUUAUUAAAAAUCUAAUUAUGGUCGUCAAAGGACAAUUUUCCACGGAUGAGUUAGUUGAAGAAGUAGAAAAGAGGAAUCGACUCAAAUUACUGUUACCGUGGUUGGAAUCCAGAGUACAUGAAGGAUGCGUCGAACCAGCUACGCAUAACGCGCUCGCGAAAAUUUACAUUGAUAGUAAUAACAAUCCGGAACGUUUCUUGAGAGAGAACCAAUACUACGAAAGUAAAGUCGUUGGUAAAUAUUGCGAAAAACGAGACCCCCAUUUGGCGUGUAUUGCAUACGAAAGAGGACAAUGCGAUCGAGAAUUGAUCAACGUUUGCAAUGAGAAUUCUCUAUUCAAGUCCGAAGCGAGGUAUCUGGUUCGUCGUCGAGAUCCCGAACUAUGGGCGGAAGUUUUAAACGAAAGUAAUCCCUACAAACGCUCUCUUAUCGAUCAGGUCGUACAAACUGCUCUCUCUGAAACGCAAGAUGCUGAAGAUAUUUCUGUUACGGUGAGAGCUUUUAUGGCGGCAGAUUUGCCCAAUGAAUUGAUCGAAUUGUUGGAAAAAAUCGUCCUGGAUAAUUCCGUAUUCAGUGAUCAUAGAAAUUUGCAAAACUUGCUGAUCUUGACGGCCAUCAAAGCCGACCGUUCUCGCGUUAUGGAAUACAUUAACCGACUGGACAACUACGACGCUCCGGAUAUCGCCAACAUCGCUAUUAAUAAUCAGCUAUUUGAGGAAGCUUUCGCUAUAUUCAAAAAAUUCGACGUCAAUACGUCAGCUAUCCAGGUAUUGAUCGACAAUGUGAAAAACUUGGACCGUGCGUACGAAUUUGCAGAACGUUGUAACGAAAAUGGAGUAUGGAGCCAGUUGGCGAAAGCUCAGUUACAACAAGGGCUGGUGAAGGAAGCCAUAGACUCAUUCAUUAAAGCAAAUGAUCCGUCAGCGUAUAUGGAUGUGGUGGAAACCGCUCACAGAACCGGGAGCUGGGAAGAUUUAGUUCGGUAUUUACAAAUGUCCCGUAAGAAGGCCAGAGAACCGUACGUUGAAAGCGAACUUAUCUACGCGUACGCUCGCACUAAUCGUUUGGCUGAUCUUGAAGAGUUCAUCUCGAGCCCCAAUCACGCCGAUAUUCAAAAAAUCGGUGACCGUUGUUUCGAUGAUAAAAUGUACGAACCGGCGAAACUGUUGUAUAACAACGUUUCGAAUUUCGCUCGUCUUGCUAUUACUUUAGUGCAUUUGAAAGAAUUCCAAGGUGCUGUGGAUAGCGCUCGCAAAGCAAACAGCACGCGCACAUGGAAAGAAGUUUGCUUCGCUUGUGUCGAUAGCGAAGAAUUUAGACUAGCUCAGAUGUGUGGACUGCACAUCGUUGUUCAUGCUGACGAAUUAGAAGACUUGAUUAAUUAUUAUCAGGAUCGCGGUUAUUUCGAAGAAUUAAUCAAUUUAUUGGAAGCGGCCUUAGGUUUAGAAAGAGCGCACAUGGGCAUGUUUACCGAAUUGGCCAUCUUGUACUCGAAAUACAAACCUGGUAAAAUGAAAGAACAUUUGGAGUUGUUUUGGUCCAGAGUUAAUAUUCCAAAGGUUUUGAGGGCCGCCGAACAAGCGCAUUUAUGGGCCGAAUUGGUCUUCUUAUACGAUAAGUACGAAGAAUACGAUAAUGCUGUUAUCGCGAUGAUGAAUCAUCCCACCGAAGCAUGGAGAGAAAGCCAUUUCAAAGACAUUGUUACUAAAGUAGCGAAUAUCGAAUUGUAUUAUAAAGCCAUCCAAUUCUACUUGGAUUACAAACCUUUGCUGUUGAAUGAUUUAUUAUUGGUUUUGACUCCACGAAUGGACCAUACCAGAUCCGUCAGUUUCUUUACCAAAGUUGGGCAUUUGCAAUUGGUGAAACCGUAUUUGCGAUCAGUACAGUCGUUAAAUAACAAGGCGAUUAACGAAUCUCUGAAUCAACUACUGAUUGAUGAGGAAGACUACUUGGGAUUACGCGCUUCCAUCGACGCAUUCGACAACUUCGACACGAUCGCAUUAGCACAAAAAUUGGAAAAACACGAAUUGACGGAAUUCAGAAGAAUCGCCGCGUAUCUGUACAAAGGCAAUAACCGUUGGAAGCAGAGUGUCGAAUUAUGUAAAAAGGACAGACUUUUCAAGGAUGCAAUGGAGUUCGCAGCCGAAUCUAAAAAUAAAGACGUAGCCGAAGAAUUGAUAAAUUGGUUCCUGGAUAAUGGAAAUUUCGAUUGUUUUGCGGCGGCCCUCUUCCAGUGCUACGAUUUACUAAACCCGGAUGUUAUAUUAGAAUUAGCUUGGAAACAUAGAAUCAUGGAUUUCGCUAUGCCUUACUUUAUUCAAGUAGUUAAGGAAUAUACCUCGAAGGUGGAUAAAUUAGAAGAAGAUAUAUCAAAAAAAUUGGAAGAGCAUGUAGAACAUGACAAUAAACCCAUUAUAAUGCCUGAACCUCAAUUAAUGCUGACAGCAGGGCCUGGUAUGAUGGGACCAGGUUUCACGCCAGGUUAUCCGGCGGCUGCGGCUGCUGCCUACAACCCAGGAUUAGCGUAUCAAGGUUACGGCAUGUGAAUCAACUACACUCGAGUGCAAUAAUACAACGGCGGCGAAAUUGAUUAAUAUUUAUUAGUAUAAAUGACAUAUGUAGAGAAAAGAAGAGGAAUGGCAUAUACAUAAAUUAUUCUAUAUAUGUUUUAUUUAUGUUUAAAGAAAAAAUUGUUUUUUAGUUACGUAUACAUGAGUCACAACUCCAUUCCUUCAUUUCAUUAAGAGUAUUUAAAUAUUUAUAUUAUUCAUAGUCCAUAUAGUUAUGUUUUCGUCUUAUUAUUUUUUUUUCGCUUUUUAUAAUUUUUAUUUUUUUAUUUAUUUUUUCUCCUCCCUUUUUUUCAUUCAUUUACCGUAUCCUCUUUAUUAUUUUGUUUUUUUGAAUUUUUACGCUUAAUUUUAUGUUAUGUUUUCUCAUGUUAUCGCAGUUUAUUUUUCAUUUUAUGUAAUCCCAUGAAUUAGUGAAUACAUACUAUUAAUUCGUUAAUUAAAUUAAUAAAAUUGUGAUAAACGUAUGUUAGUUAUUUAUCGCGUUAUUUAAAAAAAAAAAAGGUAACAUUAUUUAUUAGAAUUUCACUGUGUAUUGUAUUUUGUGUACCGGAAUCGCGUUAUUUAUCGUUUUUGCAAAUGACAUUAUUUAUUGAUUUUAAAAGAAGAAAAAAAAUGAAAUUUAAAAAUAGAAUGGGUUUAAAGAAAUUCAAACGUUAAAAUUUUUCUAAGUUAGGCUCGUUAUACGUGUUUUCGUUUUUUUUUUUUUUUUUUUUUGUUUUUUUUUUCAUUUUUCAUUUAUUUAUUCGCCCUAUUGUGAAAUGACGAAAGUAUUUUUAUUCAUUUUCGAUUAAUGAUCGUCAUUUUUUACAGUACAAAGUUACCACCUUCUUAUUGAGCUUGGAUUCUAAGCGCAUUCCCAAUGUUAUUUUUCUGUUUUUCGGUUUACAACCUACCUUCUUUUCUUGUCUUCUUGUUUUAUUUAUUCCUGUGUAAAUGUAAUUGUGUAUGGAUGUUGAAAAGAAUUUUGAAAGUUUCUUAUGUACUCUUGAUUUUCUUGCCGUUUCCGUCUCUAUUAGAUGUUUUUAACACCAGUAUAGCGAUUUUACAAACUAUUACGUAUAUGUCAUCCGGAUAUGUUUACGUCAUUAGUUUUAUAGACGACUUUUACAUAAAAUGUAUUUUAAAAAUGGAUAAAAAUGAUCGAUCGUCCUGUAGGAUAACUUUCUUUAUAAUAGAUGAAUUUAAAGUACCUAUGGCAUUGUACUAGGAAAAAAAGAGAAAAAACAAAAUAUAUAUGCAAUUGUAAAUAUGAUAUUUUUGAAAAUAGCACUUAUAGUAAAUAAAAUGUGUUUUAAGAAAAUGUCAAGUUAUUUUAAUUUUAACUAUUAUAUUAAACACUUAUUAAUUAAAAGCGGUGCUUUGAGCUUAUUUAUUCGCGAAAACUAUUUUAGUUUAUUUUUGUGAUAAAUAAAAGGUGUUGAUUGAACGGUUU
Messenger RNA from Planococcus citri (citrus mealybug), 6688 nucleotides. RefSeq names its product clathrin heavy chain (gene Chc). Gene Ontology annotation, cellular component: clathrin-coated endocytic vesicle; clathrin complex; cell cortex. The record is from RefSeq and is a predicted model, not a curated record. NCBI's taxonomy places the organism in Eukaryota, Metazoa, Arthropoda, Insecta, Hemiptera, Pseudococcidae. The coding region runs from base 172 to 5232 and encodes 1686 amino acids. The transcript is spliced from 32 exons. Gene Ontology annotation, molecular function: clathrin light chain binding; structural molecule activity. Gene Ontology annotation, biological process: intracellular protein transport; receptor-mediated endocytosis.